CAUAUAAAGGCAAUUUCCAACCCAAUCUCCAACACAUUCUCUUCUACCCUUGAACAGCUUAUUUAUAGCUCCUCCUCACAUAUACAACUAGGUGCAACAAUGAUCGACUCAAAUCCACCACUCUUGCACCAGUAUGGAGCACUUGUGCGAAAAUCUGCUGAACCCCAAAAGGCUAAAAAAUUUAGUCAUCAAAAGCAUCCUGUAGUGGAUGCAUGUAGUCUGCCAUUGAUAGACCUUAAUGGUCUUAAAAGUUCAAAUGAAGGAGAAAGACUGGCUUGCACAGUAGCAAUAUGCAAGGCAGCAUCAGAAUGGGGUUUUUUCCAAGUCAUAAACCAUGGGAUAAACCUUGAGCUACUAAGAAACAUGAGGGAAGAGCAAAUGAAGUUGUUUGAAGUGCCCUUUGAGAGGAAGGUCACUAGUGGGCUUCUAAAUAACCCCUACAGUUGGGGGACACCAACAGCUACAAGUGCAAAUCACUUCUCAUGGUCAGAAUCUUUCCACAUUCCUCUCACCAUGAUUUCAGAAGCAGCUUCCUGGGGGGAAUUCAAUUCUUUAAGGGAAGCAAUAAAUGAGUUUGCACCAGCUAUGUUAGAAGUAUCUAGGCUAUUGGCAAGCAUUCUCGUGGAGAACAUGGGCCACCCAUCUGAUGCAAUUGAAAAGCUCUGUGAUGCUAGCACAUGCUUUCUGAGAUUAAAUCACUACCCAUGCUGCCCAAAAUCUAAAGAAGAAAUUUUUGGAUUAGUGCCUCACACUGACAGUGAUUUCCUUACAAUCCUGUAUCAAGACCAAGUCGGUGGACUCCAACUCAUGAAAGAUUCUAAAUGGGUUGCUGUAAAACCAAAUCCAGAUGCUCUGAUUGUUAACAUUGGAGACCUUUUCCAGGCCUGGAGUAAUAAUGAGUACAAAAGUGUGGAGCACAAGGUGGUGGCAAAUGACAAAGUGGAAAGAUACUCCAUUGCUUACUUCCUGUGCCCUUCUUACAGUACUAUGAUAAGUGGUUGCAGAGAACCUUCUGUGUAUAGAAAGUUCACAUUUGGAGAAUACCGGCAUCAAAAUAAAGAGGAUGUCAAGAAAAUAGGACACAAGAUUGGACUUCCAAGAUUUCUAGUUUAAUAUACAUUCACACUGAUAUCAGAUAGAGCACUGAACAUUGUUCACCUGAGGGAUUCAUAGUUAAGACUAUAAGGCCUUCCUAGUAAUAGGGAAAGUCGCAUUUCCCAUAUUCUUUAUUUCUAUUAUCAACAUUUCAGCUUAUAGUAAAAAAUCAAGAUUGUUUAGCAUCAUAAUAGAAAAAAGGCUUUCUUUCA
Messenger RNA from Lotus japonicus, 1307 nucleotides. Its product is annotated as gibberellin 2-beta-dioxygenase 6-like. The coding region runs from base 100 to 1113 and encodes 337 amino acids. The record is from RefSeq and is a predicted model, not a curated record. The transcript has 3 exons. Lineage: Eukaryota; Viridiplantae; Streptophyta; Magnoliopsida; Fabales; Fabaceae. Gene Ontology annotation, molecular function: dioxygenase activity.